Ruditapes philippinarum (Manila clam) is the source of this 2874-nucleotide messenger RNA. Its product is annotated as intraflagellar transport protein 52 homolog. NCBI's taxonomy places the organism in Eukaryota, Metazoa, Mollusca, Bivalvia, Venerida, Veneridae. Gene Ontology annotation, biological process: cilium assembly; intraciliary transport. Gene Ontology annotation, cellular component: intraciliary transport particle B; centriole; cilium. The transcript has 13 exons. The record is from RefSeq and is a predicted model, not a curated record. The coding region runs from base 24 to 1361 and encodes 445 amino acids.
UACACCUGCAUAUUUUUACAAGUAUGGCGCCUACUGCAGAGGGUAUGGAAGAUAAAGGUCAAAGCAACGUGAUCCUCUUUAAUGCUACAAAGAAGGAACUGUUUACACCUAGUAGUGGUUUCAAAUCAUUAAACAGAAAACUUAGAUCUACUUGGAAGAUCAAUGUAAAUAAAGAUGAAAUCACAGAUGAGAAGCUUGCUGGUGCUAGAAUAUUUGUUCUGGCUGGUAGUAGAGAGAAAUUCUCACAAGCUGAGUUUGAUGUGAUGAAACGUUACAUGGAUACAGGAGGAAGUAUUUUAGUUAUGACAGGAGAAGGUGGGGAAUCUAGAUUUGAUACAAAUAUCAACUUUUUCCUCGAAGAAUUUGGUGUUAAUGUAAAUACAGAUGCUGUUGUAAGAACAUCCUACUACAAAUAUUUCCACCCAAAGGAGUGUUUGAUAUCUAAUGGUGUACUGAAUAGGGCAAUUAGUCAAGCUGCAGGCAAAAAUAUAGGCUAUGGUGAUGAAGAAAAUAAUGCUACUGCGCUCCAGUUUUUGUAUCCCUAUGGUGCGACAAUUACAGUAAUGAAACCAGCUGUUGCCAUAUUAUCUACUGGUGGUGUCUCCUUUCCUCUUAAUAGACCAGUCUGUGCAUUAUACAGUCAUGCAAAUUCUGGCAAAUUAGCAGUUAUGGGAUCAGUACACAUAUUUCAUGACCAGUACAUAGAUAAAGAGGAAAAUAGCAAAAUACUGGAUGUGUUGAUACGAUAUAUGACAACAAAUGAAAUCAAGUUAAAUGCAAUAGAUGCAGAAGAUCCUGAGAUAUCUGAUUAUAAUACGUUACCAGACAUAUCAAAGAUAUCAGCUAAUCUGAAGACAUGUUUACAAGAGAGUGAUGAUAUUCCACGAGAUAUUACCACAUUAUUUGACAACUCUCUCUUUAAACUGGACACCAGUUUAGUUCCAAAGUCUAUCAAAGCAUUUGAACAGACAAAUACGAAGCAUGAGCCUCUCACACUGAUCACUCCACAGUUUGAAACCCCUUUACCACCUCUACAACCAGCUGUGUUUCCACCACAGUUCAGAGAGCUACCAGCACCUUCUCUAGAUUUGUUUGAUUUAGAUGAACAGUUCUCAUCUGAGAAAGUCAGACUGGCACAACAAACAAAUAAAUGUACGGAUGAUGAUCUGGAGUACUAUGUACGGGAAUGUGGAGAUAUUCUUGGUGUGAUGCAGAAUCUAGCACCAGAGAGUAGAGAUGCUAAACAUAUCAUUGAAUAUAUCUUUACACAAGUGGUAGAGUUCAAGAAACUCAAUCAGGAUUCAGAUUAUGAUACAAAUCAGUUUGGAGGUGGGGGAGGAACAGAUAUGAUGGCUAUGUAGUGAUUGGACAAUGUGUUCUAGAGUGUGUCGGGACAUUUAUAAACUGUGAUAAAACUUUCCAUUGAUCAGCAUACACUCCAGCUGUCAGCUGUGAGAUUUUUAACAGUUUCUGGGCUAACACUCCAAUUUACCGCUAAUAUAUGAUUUGAUAUGACUUCAGGAAAAUGGCUCAUUUACUAUUGAAUAUUUCGUUAAGAUUCAGCCACAUGUUUUGGAGUUUUUCUCUUUUUUUUUUGUCUGGUAAAAUUUUAGUUAUCUUGUUCUAUAACUAAAUGUAGAACUAAACGGUUUUCGUUACAUCUCAUUAGGUUGUGAAGAGAUUUUUGUCAUACGUGAUUUUUGUUGAGGCGAUCUUUAUUGAGGCGUCGUAUUAAAUCACUUGGGGUCUUUUGAUAUUGAAUAUAUAGAUUGCCCUUCACUACUGUAUGCUUGAAUCAUCAAUUCCAUCAUGUUUGAUAAAGCUAUCAUGCUAGCAUAUAAGUGCCUGAUUUUUUUCUUUUUAAAAAGGGGGCACCUUAGGUUUUAAUUCAUCAAUUAAGAUGGCCAGUCGUUUGUAAUGCUGUCGCUUUAAAUAUUUACGUUAUAUCUACAGCUGAAAGAGCUGUCCGUUUCUUAUUGAGAACUGUGUAUAAGAUGAGAAUUUGGACUGUCUUAUUUUACAUCCGUAUAUUCAAAGUGAAACAAGUAAUUGUUGAUUAUUGUGUUAAUAGUUUUUUAAGAAACAAAAACUAUACAAAUGGUAUAUAGAUGUUAAGUAAAAUGAGUAUUCUUAUGUUAUGAUAAGGAGAAUCCACAUGUCAGUUACGAUGAAUUGAUACCAGGGGUGUUAAUUAGUAAUUACUGAAGAAAAUAGUCAACUUUGUAAUCUUUGUCAAUUUUGUAAUUAAAAUACUAGAUUUGUUGUUGUAUGUCACAAUUUGAUAUGAUUUUUCUGCAUCUAAGAUCUGAGAGAUUGCAUUUGAUUGUUACAUGGUUUUAUUUAUUUAUAUGUAAAUAUUCUGUUUCAUUAUUAUAUGUCCAUAUCAUUUUCACAUUUUUGUUAGUGCUUGUAUGAAUUAUUUCAAUGUACUCGAGUAAAUUAAGCUUUUAAUAGUUAUGUUUCAUGAAAUUGUAUUUUCUUUACAAAUACAUUUAAGGUGGAAAAGCAAAAUUAGUUUUUUUAAGGAAAAAAUAAGCUCACUAUUACUGAGCACAAUUGAAAGCUUAUGAAAUGUUAACGUUUUUAUGGAUUACUAAGUAUUUAUCUUUACUGAAGAAAAAAAACUGUCUGUGCUUUUACUGUGUGUGGAAGGAUUUAUAUAAAAUUUAAAAGCAAGAGCGAUUUUACUUCAGAAACUAAAUGUUGACAUUCAUUGUUUUUAUAUCAUACAUAAAGAUAUAUUGGCAAUUCGGAAGAAAACUGAAAUGUUUAAAAUGACUAAUUUGUUACUUUGACAUAUCAAACAUUAUCUUUGUCCGUCCAUAUAAUAUACUGUAAAUUUUAAAUCUCAAAAUAAAAAUUCUCUCACUGAAA